This is a messenger RNA of Coffea arabica (coffee), 845 nucleotides long. RefSeq names its product cell number regulator 10-like. NCBI's taxonomy places the organism in Eukaryota, Viridiplantae, Streptophyta, Magnoliopsida, Gentianales, Rubiaceae. The record is from RefSeq and is a predicted model, not a curated record.
CUAUUAUAUUACCGAUGAUUUGUUCAAUUAGCUUUCCGCUUGACAGAUUGAUUCUGUCUAUAUUAUCCCCAUCAAAGUAAGCAGCUUGUGCAAACUUCACUCUUGAUUAACAUAUCGAGGUCCCUCUUGUGUGUCAAUACAAUCUUUUAACGGCUCAAUCUAAGAUUUCCUAUUCACUAUGGGAAUUUUUCCAAGUAUUGGAAAUUCGAACGAGUGGUCUACUGGCCUCUGUGAUUGUACCAAAGAUUGCCGUUCCUGCUGCCUUACUUGCUGGUGCCCUUGUGUUGCCUUCGGGAGAAAUGCUGAGAUUGUGGAUAAAGGCCAAAAUUCUUGCUUCCUGAUGGGGUGCAUUUUCUAUUUGCUGAAUCUCACAUGUCAUUAUGUCGGUUGUUCGUGGAUUAUUAGCAUGGGCUAUCGUAGUAAGCUGAGGAAGCAAUACGGUAUUAAGGGAGGGUCAUGCCAGGAUUGUCUCAUUCAUUUCUGUUGCCAGUCUUGUGCCUUGUGCCAAGAGUACCGUGAACUUGAGUCCCAGGGAUUUGAUGUUUCUGCUGAUUCAAUAUUUUUAUAAAGCAUUCUCCAUGAUGUACCGUGGUUUCCAGGUUGGGAUGGAAAUACCUCCAAAAAGGUCGCUAAUUGGAUGACUUUGGCUCCAGUUUGGGAAAGCAUGAAACGUUAGCUCGAAGAAUCUACUCAUCUGCAACAUCAAUGUUCUGAUAGUUUUUCUGGUUGAUUUUCUCUUUGUAAUAAUCUAAUAUAUACCUAAAUUGAUUCUCAAAAUAAAUGACAAAAUGUAGGGUUCUAGUCAUCAGAAAUAAUCUCAUCAGCUUUCGAGCUCACAAAGACAA